Molecule: messenger RNA, 1654 nt
Organism: Scaptodrosophila lebanonensis
Lineage: Eukaryota; Metazoa; Arthropoda; Insecta; Diptera; Drosophilidae
Product: probable cytochrome P450 28d1
Exons: 6
Coding region: 18-1523 (501 amino acids)
Molecular function (GO): heme binding; monooxygenase activity; oxidoreductase activity, acting on paired donors, with incorporation or reduction of molecular oxygen
Source: RefSeq, a predicted model, not a curated record
CUGUGCGGUUGAAAAAAAUGUGUCCAAUUUUUGCCACGCUACUGGCUCUGGCAGUACUCGCGGCCCUGAUCUACGUGUUUCUCAUAUGGAACUUUAAUUACUGGCAGAAGCGCGGCAUUAAAACGGCCAAGUCCUCUCCGUUUGUGGGCAGCUUCCCCAGCAUUUUCACACAAAAGCGGAAUGUAGUCUACGAUAUCGACGAUAUAUAUCGCAAAUACAAGAAUACGGAUAACAUUGUGGGCGUUAUGAACACGCGAGUGCCUCAGUUGAUGGUCUUGACUCCGGAAUAUGCGCACCAAGUGUUUGUUACUGAAUUUCGCAGUUUCCAUGACAAUGAAUUUGGUAGAUUUACAAAUGAAAAAACCGAUAAGAUCUUAUCCAACAAUCCGUUCAUAUUGACGGGUGAGCAGUGGAAAGAGCGACGCGCUGAAAUAACACCCGGACUGAGUGCCAAUCGUAUAAAUGCCGUCUAUCCCGUCACGAAAUCUGUGUGCCACAAAUUUGUAGAGUAUAUUAAUCGUCAGCGCCAAAUGGCGUCCACCGAUGGCGUGGAUGCCAAACAAUUGUGCCUUUCCUAUACCACCGAAGUGGUGUCCGAUUGUGUGCUCGGAAUUUCGGCGCAAAGUUUUACUGAGAAGCCAAUGCCCUUGGUGGGCAUGAUCAAGCGGGUGUUCGAGCAGUCCUUCGGAUUCAUAUUGUUUCAAACGAUGGCUAAUUUUUGGCCCCCUAUAAGCAAGUUCUUCUCCGUGCCGCUGUUUUCAAAGGAGGUGGAGGAGUUCUUCUUUGAUCUGAUGGAUAAAUGCAUUUCGUUAAGGCGGCAGAGUGGGCCACGCGAUCGUCUAGAUUUUCUCAACUACAUACUGCAGUUGCAGGACAAAAAGGAACUUAACGUAUUGGAGGUGACCUCCCACACCAUCACCUUCCUUACUGAUGGCUUUGAGACUACUGCGUUGGUAAUAGCGCACACCCUCUUGCUACUGGGCCGUAAUCCCGAAGCGCAGCAGAAGCUCUUCGAAGAAGUAGGCACAUCACCGCUGGAUUUUGAGCAGUUGAGUGAACUGCCUUUCCUCGAUGCAUGCAUUCAUGAGACGCUGCGAAUAUUCUCGCCAUUGUUGGUAGCCCGCAAGUUGGUCACGGAGCCGUUUGAUUUUGUCAACAAAGAUGGCGUUAGCGUGCGCGUUUUGCCGGGUGAUGUAGUCAUCGUACCCGUGCACUCCCUGCAUCAUGAUCCGGACUUCUACGAGCAGCCAGAGGAAUUUAUGCCGGAGCGCUUCUUGGAGGCGAACGGUGGCGUGCGCAAAUAUCGUGACCAGGGCCUAUACUUCGGAUUUGGCAGUGGGCCGCGCGUGUGUCUAGGCAUGCGCUUUGCACUCACACAAACGAAGGCGGCAUUAGUGGAAGUCGUGCGUCAUUUUAACAUUAAAGUUAAUCCGCGCACACGCAAGGAUAAUCGCUUGGAUGACACGUUUUUCAUGGCCACGCUCAAAGGUGGUAUUUGGCUGGAUUUCGAGCAGAGAGCCUGAUGAGCCAAUAAAUAUGCGAAAUGGCCAAUGCAACGCCAUUGUUUUAAAUUUUUCUUAAAAAAUAUAAUCGACACGCUACUUGCUAUUAAAUAAAAUUGCCUGCGGUGGAAAAUUGAAUUUUUACGCCAUAA